UUUUGUUGUUUCUCCGGCGGUGUGUCGCGCUCGGCCUGUCAAACCCGUGCGUGACUUUUCGCUGGAACGACGAGACGGGAGCUCCAGGGAUGCACAUGACUAAAAGGACGAGGAACACAAUGAAACCGCCGUCACAGACUUCCCCUUUAAGCAGCAUAGUGUUUGAAGGCGUCUACAACAAUGCCCGAAUGCUUCACUUCCUCACAGCAGUCGUGGGCUCCACCUGUGAUGUGAGGGUGAAGAACGGAGCCACGUUCGAAGGAAUCUUCAAGACUUUAAGCUCUCAGUGUGAGCUGGCUGUGGACGCUGUCCAUAAACAGAGCGAUGGAGGAGGAGGAGAGGAAGGCCAGUCCUCUCCUCCCAAGAUUGAGGACAUAACCGACACGAUGAUCUUCAGCCCCGGCGACCUGGUGACCAUGACGUGCCGCGACGUCGACCUGAACUUUGCCGUCAGAGACACGUUCACCGACACGUCCAUCAGCUCGUCGCGCGUGAACGGCGACAACCGAGAGAAAGUCCUCCAGAGAUGGGACGGGAACGGGAACGGAGAGAACUUUGAGCUGGAGGCGGACACGUCUAACGGUUGGGACGCAAACGAGAUGUUCAAGUUCAACGAGGAGACGUACGGCGUGAAGUCCACGUACGACGCCAGCCUGUCCAUGUACACCAUGCCUUUGGAGAAGGGGAACUCCGAGGUUUUCCGCCAGCGGGAAGCUCGAGCCUCUCGGCUGGCCAACGAGAUCGAGGGCAGCCUGCAGUACCGCCGCAGGGUCUCCCUGGAGAACGACGAGGGGCGCAGCGAGGAGGACAAAUACAGCUCGGUGGUCCGGGAGGACCGGGCCAGCCCCGGGUUCACGCCCAGCAGCAGGGAGGGUAAAUACAUCCCUCUGCCGCAGCGGGCUCGAGAGAUCGGCCGAACCGGAGCCUCCGGUCGCACCGCGCCACCGCCGCCGUCCUCCAGACAGCCGCCGCCGGGCUCGUCCUCCGACCGCAGCAGCCCGCUGUCCCUCAGGACCACCUACUCUCCUCACCAGGCGCAGGGCAGCCCGCCGGCGGCCGGCAGCCCUCCCUGCUCCAACCACGUCCUGCCGCACUCGCUCUCUCACCCGCAGGCGCUCGCCGACUCCACGCGCUCGGCCGUUAACGGAGUCACGUCCAGAACUUCCCCAAAAACCCAGAGACUCCAGAGCAGCAGAACCCUGAGGACCCCAAACUCCCAGUCCUCAUCUGCAGUCUCUCGUGCUCCUAAAGCCGACACCACCCUGGACCUCCUUCCUGUGGGCGGGCCCGUGUUCUUGGACUCCUCUUCCGUUGCCAUGGCCACCGGCUCCAAACCCUCCGGCCCGACGCCCCUCUUCCCCAUUGAUGUGAACGAGAUCCUCAGCACGGCCGCCAAGGAGAGAACCGACGCUCUGUCUGAGGGAAAGCCCUGCAAAGCUCCAACGGUGCAGCAGAGAAACCAGCUGGAGGAGCUGCGCAAGUUCGGCAAGGAGUUCAGGCUGCAGCCCACCUCCUCUCCGUCAGCGAGCCCGGCCUCUGCAGACCCUCCUCCGCACAGCUCCGCCUCCUCCUCCUCUUCCUCCUCCUCCUCCCCAGCGCCGCCGCCCAAACCCGCCCAAGACCUGCAGCAGGUGACGGAGGUCGCCCCGACCUUCACGGCCCCCUCCGCCGGCCCCGAGUCCUUCGGGCCGGAGGGGCGGCGGCCUGGGCCGAGCCCCGGCGGCGAGGACGGCCGUCCGGAGAGCGGCGAGCGGCCCGAGGCUGCAGCCACAGCGCAAGUGAAAAACUCCACGUUGAAUCCAAAUGCGAAAGAAUUCCUGCCCAUCAAAGUGAACAUAGUGCAGAAGCCUGCGCCGACCCCCACUCCUCCUCGACCGACGCCCCCCAGCCCCUCAUUGGUCCUGGCUCCUCCAGGACAACCAGGAGGCGGAGCCAUCUACAGCAACCCACCUGGACACUACCUGUCCUACGUCUCCCCGCUCCACCUCCAGGGACACCAGAUGCAGGCUCCUCAGAUGUAUCAGUACACGAUGUCGACUGUCAACCAGGGCAAAUACCCCAGAGCCAAAGGCCCGGUGGUGGGACAGCGUCCGGAGCACCACGCCUCCCAGGCCUCCUCCAUGAUCUCAGCUGCAGCCUCGGCAGCGGGACCCCCUCUGGUGGCCUCACCGUACCCCCAGUCCUACCUGCAGUACGGUCAGGUGAUCCAGGCCCUGCCCCCCCACUUCCACGGACAGCCCGUGUACUCGAUGCUUCAGGGCGGCGCGAGGAUGCUGACGGCCGGGGCCCCCCCUCCCCAGAUGGGUCCUCCCGGCCCCCAGUACCCCGGCCAGGCUGAGGGGCCACAACAGGCCAUGUAUGCCCAGUCCUUCUCCCACCACUCGGGCGCCCUCCACCACCCUCAGCCCUCCAGCACCCCGACUGGGAACCAGCCGCCCCCCCAGCACUCAGCUCCCAGUCCGGGACACAACCAGUCCAGCCAGGCCGGUCCUCAGCCUCAGUCCAUGUUCCACUCUGGAGGUCUGCAGAACCCGGCGCCCCCCAACCUGCCGCCGGGCCACAGCUCCCCCCAGACCUCCUACACCAUGCAGGGCUACAGCCUCCCGGGACACCAGCCUCUGGCCCACGGCUUCCCCUCCAUUAGCCAGCUCACGCAGGCCCACGUUGCAGGAGGUCUCUCUGGACCGCAUCACUCUGGGGGUCAUGGUCUGCCGCCCGUCAUGCUGCACUACGUCUCCCCCCAGCAGGGCGCCGGCUCCAACCCCCAACACGGCCCCCAGCAGGGGGCGCCGCAGCACUUCUACAUCGGACACCCACAAGCUCUUCAGGUCCAGGCUCACCCGACCCAGCAGCUGUCCUUCCACCCGUCUGCCAACUGAACCCGCCCCCCCAUCUGGCUCCACCCCCCUCCACAUCUGGCUCCACCCCCCUUUAAUAUAAUAAACCAUAAAUAAACGAUAACCCGAAGCAGUCGUAACAUUCCCCACAGGAAACAAACGCAGCGCCACGUUUUAAAUGUAAAUAGAACGUUUUCUGGAGAGGAAAGAUUUCUCUUUUUGUCCUUUUGCAGACGGAACCAGUUCAUUAAUAAAACCACUGAAUCAAAACCACUUUGUUCACUGGGA
Molecule: messenger RNA, 3125 nt
Organism: Cyclopterus lumpus (lumpfish)
Lineage: Eukaryota; Metazoa; Chordata; Actinopteri; Perciformes; Cyclopteridae
Gene: atxn2l
Product: ataxin 2-like
Exons: 23
Coding region: 90-2879 (929 amino acids)
Biological process (GO): cytoplasmic stress granule assembly
Cellular component (GO): cytoplasmic stress granule
Molecular function (GO): RNA binding
Source: RefSeq, a predicted model, not a curated record